Molecule: messenger RNA, 411 nt
Organism: Pestalotiopsis fici W106-1
Lineage: Eukaryota; Fungi; Ascomycota; Sordariomycetes; Amphisphaeriales; Sporocadaceae
Exons: 1
Coding region: 1-411 (136 amino acids)
Source: RefSeq, a predicted model, not a curated record
AUGCCAGUCAUCUCCUCCAACGACACUACCAACAUCACCUGCACCGACAUUUACUCUUGCUUCAACAUGUCUCCCCUCGGGGGUCCCGUCCAAGGAGAUCUCGUUCGACGCUGGGCCUCCUCCGGUUUCAGCUACUCCGCAGGGAGAACCAACGAUACCCUCAGCUGGGUUCUAGUCGGUCUCUUUUGCGUCUUGGUCCUCGUCGCCCUCAUGACCUGCUGCGGCUGGUGCAUCGCCCGGAGACGCGUGCACAAGCGCAGAAAACUAAACAAUAUACCGAGACACAUUCCCAUUCCCAAUGGCCCAAUGUCGACCGUACCCCCAGUCCCGCAACCACAUGGUGUCGCCCCCGGUGCCGCCCCCGGAGCUUCCACGGUUGUGCCACCACCUGUCGCGACAGUGCACAGAUGA